Messenger RNA from Talaromyces amestolkiae, 852 nucleotides. RefSeq lists its product as uncharacterized. Gene Ontology annotation, cellular component: endoplasmic reticulum membrane; plasma membrane. The coding region runs from base 1 to 852 and encodes 283 amino acids. NCBI's taxonomy places the organism in Eukaryota, Fungi, Ascomycota, Eurotiomycetes, Eurotiales, Trichocomaceae. The transcript has 7 exons. Gene Ontology annotation, molecular function: FFAT motif binding. The record is from RefSeq and is a predicted model, not a curated record. Gene Ontology annotation, biological process: endoplasmic reticulum membrane organization.
AUGUCCGUCGAUCUCGAGCCCGGUGAUCUCGGUUUUCGCCGUCCCUUUAAUCGUGAAGUAAGCGAAGUGUUACAUAUCCGCAACCCGCAAAGCGAUCCAAUCGCAUUCAAGGUCAAGACAACCGCUCCCAAGCAUUACUGUGUGCGUCCCAACUCUGGCCGUGUAGAACCUGGAAAACAUGUCGAAGUACAAGUCUUACUACAAGCGAUGAAGGAGGACCCUCCGGCAGAUGCGAAAUGCAAAGAUAAAUUCUUGGUGCAAUCGGUUGCUAUCACUGGAGAUUUGGAGUUCUCCAAUGUCACAUCGAUCUUCGAGAAAGCACCGAAAUCAGCAAUCCAAGAACGGAAAAUUCGAGUGACUUAUCUACCUGCGGGCGUCGCUAACGGACCAACUCAAACCGAAGAAGAACCUCCCGCGUACUCCUCACCCGGCGGCGCCUUCGAAACCCCUGCGCCAACCGCCAAAAAGAUCGUCGACGAUUCCACACCCAUCCCCGCGCCCAAUUUUGAAAAAUCACCCAAGCCAGAGACGCCCGACUCAAAGGAGGCUGACUCAUCCCUCUUCGAGAAUGCACCAUCUGGCGCUGCAGCAGAGACCAAGUCCGACUUCACCGAUAACGUAAAGGAGCAAUUGUCAGACGCACUUGCGCAGAUCCAAAAACUCAAAGCUCAACUUACCGAACAAGGAGAAGGAUUGCGCCAGCGGAAAGUUGGUGAGGGAUCUUCUAUCAGCAAGGCCAGUAACACGCUACAACAACAGGUUGCUCAGCCAGCAGCGGAGCUGGGUGUGCCGGUUCAGAUCGUAGCGGCGUUGUGCUUACUGAGCUUUUUGCUUGCUUAUUUCUUCUUUUAA